Molecule: messenger RNA, 312 nt
Organism: Meloidogyne enterolobii
Lineage: Eukaryota; Metazoa; Nematoda; Chromadorea; Rhabditida; Meloidogynidae
Source: the annotation of a GenBank genome assembly
AUGUUUGAUUCUUCUGAUGAAUCUAGAGACGAGGAAAUUAGUUUGGCAGAAGCUCGCCGACCAUAUCAAAUAAAUUUAAAUAGUGAUACUGAAUUAAUUAGGAAUAAUACUAGCAAAUGUUGUGGGAGGAGAAAUAAAAGAAAAUCUGUAAUUAUUUUAAUUUUAUUUUUAAAUACAGUCGAACCUCUCUAUGUUAUGUACCCUCAAUACAAGAUACACCUCUAUUUAAUGAACGCUAUUUUAAUUUUGGUAGGGCCCUUGUGUGGGGAGGUAUUUGAGCAUUACCUCUAUUUAAGAUACACUUCUAUUUAG